GGGGUGCGCGCGGAGCGGGCUCGGGAGGGAAGUCCCGAGACAAAGGAAGUGCCGCGCCGCCUCCGUCGCCGCCGCUUCGUCCGCCUCACUCGCCGGGCCGCGGCCGCCCUAGGACUUUGAAUAUGUCGGGGAUCGCCCUCAGCAGACUCGCCCAGGAGAGGAAAGCUUGGAGAAACGACCACCCAUUUACCCCUUGGGAAGGAGGCUUGUUUAAACUACGCAUGCUCUUCAAAGAUGACUAUCCUCCCUCACCUCCGAAAUGCAAAUUUGAACCACCAUUAUUUCACCCGAACGUGUACCCUUCGGGCACUGUGUGCUUGUCCAUCCUCGAGGAAGACAAGGACUGGAGGCCAGCCAUCACAAUUAAGCAGAUCUUAUUAGGAAUACAGGAACUUCUAAAUGAACCAAAUAUUCAAGAUCCAGCUCAAGCAGAGGCCUACACAAUUUACUGCCAAAACAGAGUGGAAUAUGAGAAAAGGGUUCGAGCACAAGCCAAGAAGUUUGCACCCUCAUAAGCAGCGACCUGCGGCAACAUCAAAAGGAAGGGAUUGGUUUGGCAAGAACUGGUUUACAACAUCUGCAGAUCUAGCGUUGCUCUAUUCAAUUACUAGUCACCUAGGGGAGGUGGGCGGGCGCCAUUUUCCAUUUCCGCCACUGGUACACAGUUCUCCACUUGCUGAAUGCCCAGUUUUUCAUACAGGGUCUCUUCCUUCAGUCUUUUGUAUUUUGAUUGUUAUGUAAAACUUUUAUUUUAAUAUUGAUGUCAGUAUUUCAACUGCUGUAAAAUGAUAAACUUUUAUACUUCAAUGAGUCCCUGAGGAGCUAGUUCCCUUUGCUCGCGGGUGCGGCAUGCUUCCCCCUGUCAGAGCUACACUACCCUCCAGCUGGCUGUAAGAACAGGAAAUCAGCCUGUUCCCUUCCCUUGCGCCUCUGUCCUUCUCUCCGCAGAACCCGGGUUGUGUUGCUAUAAGCCUCAGAUCCAAAGUCAGCCAGCCUCUUGUUUUCGCAUCACUUCCUUUGUGUUUAUAUGGCGUUUUGUCUGUGUUGCUGUUUAGAGUAAAUAAACUGUUUAUAUAAAAAAAA
Molecule: messenger RNA, 1083 nt
Organism: Pipistrellus kuhlii (Kuhl's pipistrelle)
Lineage: Eukaryota; Metazoa; Chordata; Mammalia; Chiroptera; Vespertilionidae
Product: SUMO-conjugating enzyme UBC9-like
Exons: 1
Coding region: 123-515 (130 amino acids)
Biological process (GO): protein sumoylation
Cellular component (GO): nucleus
Molecular function (GO): SUMO conjugating enzyme activity
Source: RefSeq, a predicted model, not a curated record